Molecule: messenger RNA, 7390 nt
Organism: Python bivittatus (Burmese python)
Lineage: Eukaryota; Metazoa; Chordata; Lepidosauria; Squamata; Pythonidae
Source: RefSeq, a predicted model, not a curated record
UCACGCUGUUAAGAGAAAAAAUGAUGUGAUUGCUUAUGCAUUUGAACUCACGAUUACUUUUUAUUUUGUAGCUGAAUGGCAUUAAAAUGGUGGAUGAACCUAUGGAGGAGGGAGAACCAUAUUCCUGUAAUGAUGAAGGAAGUGUCAAAGAGAUACCUAUUACCCAUCAUGUAAAAGAAGGAUGUGAAAAAGCAGAUCCUGCACAAUUUGAAUUGCUUAAAGUCCUUGGUCAAGGAUCAUUUGGAAAGGUUUUCCUUGUAAGAAAAAUAAUUGGUCCUGAUGCUGGACAUCUGUAUGCAAUGAAAGUUCUGAAGAAGGCUUCAUUGAAAGUUCGAGAUAGAGUUCGCACAAAGAUGGAGAGAGAUAUAUUAGUAGAAGUAAAUCAUCCAUUUAUUGUCAAACUGCACUAUGCCUUUCAGACCGAAGGGAAGCUAUAUUUAAUACUGGAUUUUCUCAGGGGAGGAGAUGUGUUCACAAGAUUAUCCAAAGAGGUUAUGUUUACAGAGGAAGAUGUGAAAUUCUACCUCGCAGAACUGGCUCUAGCUUUGGAUCAUCUGCACAGCUUGGGAAUUGUAUACAGGGACUUGAAGCCAGAAAACAUUUUGCUUGAUGAAGCAGGACAUAUCAAGUUAACAGACUUCGGCUUAAGCAAAGAAUCGGUUGAUCAAGAGAAGAAAGCGUAUUCUUUCUGUGGUACUGUAGAGUACAUGGCCCCUGAAGUCGUGAACCGGCGGGGCCACAACCAAAGUGCUGAUUGGUGGUCAUUCGGUGUUCUAAUGUUUGAAAUGCUCACUGGUACGCUACCUUUUCAAGGUAAAGACCGAAAUGAAACUAUGAAUAUGAUACUCAAAGCAAAACUUGGAAUGCCACAAUUCCUUAGCCCUGAAGCUCAGAGUCUUCUGAGGAUGCUAUUUAAAAGGAAUCCUUCAAACAGGCUAGGGGCUGGUCCUGAUGGGGUAGAAGAAAUAAAGAGGCACCCCUUCUUCGCAACCAUUGACUGGAAUAAACUUUACAGGAGGGAGAUCCAGCCUCCAUUUAAACCUGCUUCUGGACGACCAGAAGACACUUUUUGUUUUGAUCCAGAAUUCACAGCAAAAACUCCCAAAGAUUCUCCAGGAGUUCCACCAAGUGCUAACGCACACCAGCUCUUCAAAGGAUUCAGUUUUGUGGCAACUAGCAUUAUAGAAGAUCACAAAAUCACCCCCCUCAACAACAUUUUGCCGAUAGUACAGCAACUUCAUGGGAGCAGUGCACUCUUCACCGACGCCUACGAACUCAAAGAAGACAUUGGCGUGGGCUCCUACUCAGUGUGCAAGCGUUGUAUCCAUACAGUUUCCAAUAUGGAAUUUGCUGUGAAGAUAAUUGACAAAAGUAAGAGAGAUCCUUCGGAAGAAAUUGAAAUCUUGAUGCGCUAUGGACAGCACCCUAACAUUAUUACUUUAAAAGAUGUGUACGAUGAUGGUAAAUAUAUCUACCUUGUCACAGAAUUGAUGAAGGGAGGUGAGCUUCUGGAUCGUAUUCUCAGACAGAAGUAUUUCUCGGAACGAGAGGCGAGCGCCGUGUUAUAUACUAUCACUAAAACUGUGGACUACCUGCAUUGUCAAGGAGUUGUGCAUCGGGAUCUUAAACCAAGUAAUAUUUUAUAUAUGGACGAUUCUAAUAAUGCUGAUUCUAUCCGGAUUUGUGAUUUUGGCUUUGCAAAGCAACUCCGUGGAGAGAAUGGGCUUCUCUUAACACCUUGUUACACUGCUAAUUUUGUGGCCCCAGAGGUUCUCAUGAGGCAAGGCUACGAUGCUGCUUGUGAUAUUUGGAGCUUGGGUGUUCUCCUUUAUACAAUGCUGGCAGGAUACACACCUUUUGCCAACGGUCCCAAUGAUACCCCUGAAGAAAUCUUGUUACGAAUAGGUAGUGGAAAAUUUUCUUUAAGUGGAGGCAAUUGGGACACCGUGUCAGAUGCUGCCAAGGAUUUGCUAUCUCAUAUGCUACAUGUAGAUCCACAUCAAAGAUAUACCGCAGAGCAAGUUCUGAAACAUUCAUGGAUCGCCUGUAGGGAUCAGUUGCCACAUUACCAGCUAAACAGGCAAGACGCGCCACAUCUAGUGAAGGGGGCCAUGGCUGCCACAUAUUCUGCACUGAAUAACAAGACAUUUCAGCCUGUUUUGGAACCUGUUGCAGCUUCAAGCUUAGCUCAGCGGAGAAGCAUGAAAAAACUAACCUCCACAGACUUAUAGGUCAGCUGGGGUGUUUAGCCCAUGUGGAACAGAGAAGAAGUCCAAGAAGCAGAUCUGUAUUUGCCUGCCCUGUGAAUUAAUAGGCAUAUACAAGUUCCUCCUACACUACUUGAAUUCAGUUGAAGAAAGGAAAACAAAAAGCAAAAAAACCUCUAGCAGUUUAGAGGGUUUAUUGCUGUUCGUAGGUUGAUGUCAGUAGCAUCAGGGUACUUCGCAACAAUCAUGAGGAAUUUCGGUACACAUUCACUUCAGAGAUGUAUUGCAUUAUGUUAAUACUUUUAAAUACUGUAUAGUUUUCACCCGGUUUAUAAAGAUAUGUAUUAGGGGACCAUAGACACUGCUCAAGUUGUAAAUUUAAAUUCAGAAGAAAAAGUCAGUGUUUUCAUAUUUUUGCUAUCUUGGCCCUAUUGUAAAGAAAAAAGAAAAAGAAAAGAAAAAAAACCAUUAAACAUGAUGUGCUCUGGUUUUGUAAAUUGGUCACCUUACCAAUGGACUCCAUUCAUUUAAUUCAUUGGUACAACAAGCCGAGGACCAUUGAAAUGGAUAUCCCAGUGCGAAAUGCAUGAUGGAAGCCCUAAUUUUCUGUUGGUGUCAGACAAUUAUAUAAAAAAAUAAUGUACAGAUAGAAUAAUCCAUGAACAUACACUGAGACGAUAGUGUGUACGCCUUCAUUAGAACUGUAGAUUUGAUCAACCUAGCCGUGUCUUUCUUAAGGCUUUUGAAGAGUGGUGGUUGUUAGGAUAAUAAAUAAUCUGUUGUACUUUAACAUUAUGUAUGACAUCAACAUCAUUGGAGCUUUUCAAGAAGGGGUAAGUAGGUCUCUACUUGAUAUACAUUAGAUACAGCAUAAGGUAUAUAGAACUUACCCUGUAUCUAAAGGCUACGAAUUGAUCUCAACUCCUCGAGUAUUGUGAUCUCAUGUCCUAAGGCUCAGAUUUGUUUCAUCAUCUGUGAAUAUUUGUGUAACACAGUCUGUGCUCAUUUCAUUUAACCAUAGGAGGACUGACACUGUAUUUGCACUGACAUUCUGGAUGCAAGCCUGCCAUAGAGAGACCCUAACACUUCAUUGGUAUUAAGACAAGACAAAUUAAGCUACCUUAGAAAUGCACUGUGCUCUCAAUUGUUCUUCCGUUUAUGAUUUUUGGUUGUCAUUGUGGCUGAAUUUUCUCAUCCUGGGAUAGCAUUUUAUUCAUUCUAAGUUGUAAGAUAGUGAUGUUUUUAAUCACAUACCAUAUUUCACAACAGACUUUAUUUAUUCACACAUUGAAAAGUUCUCUGAUGUCAUUUUUUCUGACAUUUUAUAAAGAUUUUUGAAGAUAAAUGCUUAUAUUAAUGUCUUCUUUUCUUUCCCUUAUACUAUCAACUUUGCUAUCUGCUGGAAAGGUGCAAGCUUUGAAACAUUUCUUGGUCUUUUCUGAUCCAAGCUUUAGGAUGUCUCAGUAGGGAGAAACAUCUGCUCUCAGUCUAGCUUUGUGGACACUAAUAGCCCAUAAAUUCAAUGGAAAGGAGAAAGCCAAUGAUGAUUAGAAUGAUGACUGGGAAAAAUUAGGAAGUUGGUCAAGUUAGCCCAUAUUGGAUAUGGAUUAGUUUGAAACUGGCCUGUUUUCUUAGAAAAUACAAGAUUCCCUCCUCCCCCCAUCCCAAAAAAGAAAGCUGUUCCAAUAUGGAUUCCUGAGUUAUUUUGUUGUAAAAUUAGAUUAAUGCAGUUGAUCAAAAUCCUAAGAAUAAUAGGAUCAGCUUUUUUGAUUGCAAGUUCCUUGAAUAACCAUUAAUGAAUUAGAGAGCUUGUUGCAAGAGAUCUUUUUUCAUAGGGUUCUGAAUAUUAUGCUGAAUAAUAUUUUAUUCUUUUAUUGAUGGCUUCAUUUGGGAUUAAAUAAAACUGCUGAGGCUGAAGUCUGAAAAUAGAAUGUAUUUUUUAAAUUCAUUAAAUGUUCUCAAAUAUGCCAGACAUAAAAUAUAUGAGGAAAAAGACUACCUUUUCCACCCAUUUCAGUAGCAACAAUAAACAUAUAGAUUUAUUUGGCUUAAACUCACCCUUCCUUUAAGGAGCUCAAUAUAUUAUCUAAGUUAUAUGUUUCUUUUUAUGCAUAUAGGAAAUCGGACUUAUCUCAAGUCAGAAUAAAUGCACUUUUAGACCAAUAUCGUCCACUCUGACUGGCAGGAAAUCAACAAAUCUCAGUUUUUUUUUUCAACAACUAACCUUCAGAACCUUUUAACUGAUUGGAACCUAACCCUAAGAUAGGAUAACUAAGACGCGGUUGGUCUUACGUCAUCAAGAAGAAAGUGCUGCUUUGGUGGGAUAUAAACUCAGCACACAAAUCGUUUGACAUUCCAGUCAUCCUGAAUGAGCACUGAACCUUCAAAGUUUUACCAAUUAAUUAAGUUUGAGGGAGAUUGUUAAAUAAUUGAAGAAUCCUGUACUGGAAGAACAGGGUAGUAAAUAGUUUUCUUAGUCAACAGAAAAUUGCUUGGUCAUAUAUAGUACUGUGCCUUAACCAUAAAAAAUAACUGACUUCACGGAUUGGUGAUUUCAGCGUAAACAGUUGUAGAGAGUUGAGUAUAUGGUGGGUUUUUAAAUCAUUUUUCUGGUGUCAUGCUUAUAAUUGUUUUAGGCCAUUUAAAUAGGAAUAAUAAUAGCGUCUGCAGGUAGCAGUCAAAAUGGGCAAGAAAGCAGACACAAUGUCAUGAGACCCUUUUGUCUGUGCAUACAAAGAAGGGUGGGUUUGAAUCAUGACACCUCAUCUGCCAUCCUGCCCAUUUUGGCCCAUUCCCUCCCCUCCAGCAGAUGCCCCUAAGCAUCACGCUCUUAAAGAGCAAAAUAAGGAUCACAUCAGUGUUCACAAACUGGAAAAAUAUAUCCCUUGAGUAGUUUUCAGGCAGCUCAUGUCAUUCCUUAUCGGGAUGGGGGGAAAGAUGGUAGUAGAAUAGAGCAAUAUAAAAUGUUUUCCAUGUGAGGAAAGACAGGUAUUAACCCAUGAAUUUUCACCCUGAUCCAUGCAUGCUUUUGCCAUAAUGCGUGUGAUAGUCUUCGAGGUGACAUCAGGUUCAUUAUUUAUAUCUUUCUUUGCUGCAACAAGUACAUUUAUUCCUUUGGGGUGCCAUGGGCAGGGAGGAGGUAAAGCUUUCUCCUGCACCUCUUUAGUUGUAGUCAGAACAGAAUUGCCAAUUAAGACUGAUGAUCAGACAUCCUUCGCAAUAUAGUGCAUUGCUGUGAGUCAUCAUUCCCAACGUGCAGUUUUCCAGAGUGAUGGGCUUUAAGUCCCACGGUUUCAUUGCUCAUUCUGUUAAGGGGUUAUAGAAAUUGUACUUCCAACAUGCUUGGAGGGCACAGGGUUAAGGAAGCAUGCUCUAUUGUCUCACUGGCUUAUAGUAGGAGAAGAAAUGCUGAGGUGGGAGAUCGUGUUUUAUUGAAUUUCGCUAGGUAUCCGGAUUUCCCUGAUUAGAGAACAGGAUUGAGGGCUGAAGGACAGUAGUGUAAGGGCUGAACCUGGUGAGGUGGCAACCAGUGGUUCUCAGGUUAGAGAGAACCAUUCUAUCACAUAGAUCAGGUGCCUCUCAAGGCCAUCAAGAGAAUGGUGAUGUAUCUAUUCACUGGCAAAGGCAGGAGAAAAAUGCUUGAGUUUAAACCUCAGAGCAUAGACCUUUAUAAAGGCUUUGACUUAUGUGUACUACUGUAGGCAAAUCAUCUCUCUGUAUACGGCUCUAUUCAUAUCUGCAAUAAAGAGACCAAACUUGCCAUGCCAUGUCUGUGAGCCUUCUGCUGAAUAAGCCUCUUCCUGAAUAUGGGGUUGACUAUCUGGAGAGGCAAGAUUUGCUGCCAAGCUCCGGUGUGAAGUCUAAUAACUACUCUCCUUUGAGUAAAACUCUUAAUGUCAGGUGCCUUCUUCAGACUCUUGACAGGUACCCAUAUACAACAUGCAUUCAUAACCCUAUAGAGACAAACUUGAAUGAUCCCCAGUACUCCUGGUUUCCAUACUCUGUAUUGUUAAAGUUGAUUAGGAUCCAUUUGCGAGCCUUGAGCAUGCUCUUGGCUUCACCGUGGCACCCUGGCAACCGCAGGAACAUAUCGACCUUGAGGUGUGCCUACUUGUCAUAUUUUCCUCCAACCGCUACAGAAGACAAUGGGGACAGGGGUGAGCCACUGCAAUUGGCUACAAUUAGAGGUAAAUCAGAGGACUUGGCUUGUGUAUUUUUGUGGCUCCUUUAUGUAUAGCUGCGGGGGAUUCGAUUUUUUUCUCUCUUAAGCAGCCCAAUGCAUUCCAGAUAGCUUAGUCUAAAAGUCCGCUAGCCUAGCUGAUGGCCAGCAUUGAUGGAAGUUGUAUUCCAAUGUCUGGUAAAUACCAGGUUGGGGAAAAUUGCUCUAGGAUUAUGCAUUUUUAUUCCUAGUCGUAUUCUGGUUAUUAAAAGCAUUUCUUCUCUGGAAAUAUUUCUGGAGAAUGCUUCAAAUGGAAUUUGCACUCAGUGCACAAUUGGAGAUUAUGGUGUUCAGUGGAAAAAGAAUGGCAAUGCCACACCAUAGCUUAGUAUUUACAUUUAAUAUUGUAUCUUACUAGAAAGCAAGGAAUUUUCACCUUAGGUGUGGCUUGAAAUGCAAUCAUCUGAAAAAAUAUUAACUGGGUGACAGAUAAGCCAUGAUGGACUAGCCCUUGGCAAGUGUUACGCAAUGCUUGAUGGGUUGGAGAUUGCAAAUCAUGGCCUUCAGGAAGCUGGGAUGAACUCAUGGGAAAGUUGUUUUCAUUAUGAUGAUUUCAAGGGUGGGAAUAUGUUCAGGAAGGUUCUAUAAAAUAAAUCUUCACUUUAACUCUCCCAGUACAAAAAACCCACCCUAAACAGGGUGGCCAAUUUUCUGCACUAAAGUGGCCCAAUUUUGACUGCACAGUUGAGUUAUCUUUGCAUUGUGGGGGCUGAAAAUGGCAUUGCCUCCCUAUUGCUUCUAUUCCUACCUUUAAUUCUGCAAACUAUCUAGAGGGGCUGGGGGGAGAAGGCACAUAUGAUAGGCCCACCCCUAAACUAAACCCAAAUCCUAUCUUCUCCAGCAUUCUGGACUGACAAAGCCUAAACGGAAGCCUAAGAGAAGGCUUAGAUUUGCACUAAGAUUUCCUUAAAGCAGUGUUUCUUAACCUUAGCAACUUUAAGAUACGUGGACUUCAACUUCCAGA